AUGGCCCCCGAUCUCAGUGGUCUGGAUUCCACUCCCCGUCGACCCCGCGCCGCGACUUCAGUGCUACCGGCCAUGGUGACGCCCUCCUAUGCGGCUCGGCAGGGCCCAAAUGCCACCAGUCCUAUCCAGCACUCUGGGAGCCCGCCGCUGGGAUCUAGCGAGUAUGGUAUCACUAGUACAGCUCAAGGGCCACUACGGCAUCCCAAACCCCUCACCCCAUCGGAUCUCCAUAUGGUAUUGGAGAAGGAGCAGGAGGCGAUGGUGAAUCGGUUGACCCGCGAACUUUCCCUCCUUCGAAAACAGACCACAUCCACAGCAUCGACAGCUUCCUCCACCUCCAAUUUCAAUGAUUCGACGGAUGGACUCUACACAUCGCCAAAUCUGGGAAGCUCGACUCGCUCGCAAUCUUCUCGUCGACAGCGAUCUUCAUCUAGUCUCAGCGCCCACACUCCGUCAGCCCAAGCUCCUCGAACUGGAAGCGUGACGGGAAUUGCUCCCUCUCGCGAAACUGGCAUGUCCCGACCUGUUCGCAGCCGUGAGGCAUCUCUAACAUCUCGGCGACCGUCAGUCGGGUCCUUAUCGUCGUCUUAUGCGCAAUACCCCCAUGGCGAAACCUACGGCGGUAGCCCAACCAUCUAUCCCCACCGGAACUCGGUGUCGCAAACUCAGCUUGGACACUCCGGUACACCCAUGUCGCGAUGCGAGGAGGCUGCUUUCCAUAAGUCGGAAUUUGAUAUCGUUAAACGAGAGAAUGAGAUGCUCCGGAGACGGGUGCGGGAGCUGGAGAGUACAUUGAAAAGACUGAAGGAAGGACAUUCUGAGGGACCGACUGGAACGGACUUGGAGAUUUAG
Penicillium manginii is the source of this 852-nucleotide messenger RNA. RefSeq lists its product as uncharacterized. The record is from RefSeq and is a predicted model, not a curated record. Lineage: Eukaryota; Fungi; Ascomycota; Eurotiomycetes; Eurotiales; Aspergillaceae. The transcript has 3 exons. The coding region runs from base 1 to 852 and encodes 283 amino acids.